GGCAAUUGGGGAGCGAAGAUGGCGGCUGUGGUUUCCAGGAACAAGAGGCCCUUUGACAACUUUCAAGAGGGGGAACAAGCCUUGCAAGCAGAUGUUAAGAAACAGCGGUGUGGCUCACCCUUCCUUUCUCAAAAGACAUCUCUGGCAACUGCAAUUCCUUCAUCUUCAAGCAACGGAAUAGCAGGUUUUCAGGAUUAUCCCCUGAUUUCCAAUGGAGACUGUGAUGACAGCAUACUGGAACCCUCUGAUGGGGAGUCCUCUGACUCCUCCUUCAGUGGCACCCUUGAAGAUGAGGAGAGGCUUUUGGCAGAUGAGCCGGAGACAGCCACAAGUGACAUCUCCUUAGGGCUCAGUGUAAAAGAAGUGGGCAGUGGGUUUGCUGAGGUGCCUUUUCGAGUCACUCAGCAACAGAGUGUUCCUAAGGUCCCAAAUGUGAGUCCAGAGUCUCUCCCUCUGACUGGCCUUUCAGUCCCCUCUAGCAGUAGUCUUCCUCACAACAGUGCCGCUGCAAAUCCAGGGGGAGGAAGCAACACAAAUGUAGAUUCUGAGAAUAAAAUGGGCCUCAGUUGGAGUCCAGAUGGGCUUGGACUUAGAGAUGUCAUGUCAAUUGAGCCAAGUUCUUUUAGCCUAAAGAAAGGGGAUAGUGGAUCUGGGAUAGUGGAUAAGGAAGCUACUCAGACGGUAGGAGAGGAGUCACCAGUUGUGAGCCAGUUAAGGGCCGAGUGUGAAUUUGCUAGUGUGGUGACUAACAGGCCCUCUGGGGGACAGGCUUUCAUAGAGCAAAGUGAGGUAGGAAGGGAAAGUGUAAGUGACCCACCAUGUGAGUCUCAGGGAGAAUCGCACUCUGCCACAGAGGUUGCAACGGAACGUUCCAUCACUGCCCCAAAUGAGGAUCCUGUAGAAGACCCCGGCCCUGAAGAGCCAGAAAACCCCAGCCCUGAAGAACCUGAAGACCCCAGCCCUGAUGAUUCCAGGAGACGGCGAAUAUGCAUCCCAGAGGAACUCCUCCAGUCGAGCAAGGAGAAAUAUGUUAAAAGUGUACUUGCCCACGCUCGACAUAGUAACAUCAUAG
This is a messenger RNA of Gekko japonicus, 1072 nucleotides long. RefSeq lists its product as uncharacterized. The transcript is spliced from 3 exons. The annotation marks the transcript as partial. NCBI's taxonomy places the organism in Eukaryota, Metazoa, Chordata, Lepidosauria, Squamata, Gekkonidae. The record is from RefSeq and is a predicted model, not a curated record.